UCACUGGAACCAAAACAAGAAGCUUCUCUAUCUCUUCAGUCAAGUUCUCAUGUCUCCUCUCAAAUAGCAAAAGAAUAUUCAGCAAAUUUGUUCACUAAAUUUACACUGCUUCAGGUUCAGUUCCAGUUGUAGUAUCUUCAAGUUUGAAUUGAUUCUUGGGUCUGAAAAUGGAGGAAGGUGGUCCGAGUCGUAGUGGCGAAGAACCCACAUCAUGGGAUGAGCUUUACAAUGUCAAUCUGAUGCCUUCAGAGAUUUUUCUCAAGUUCAGAAAAGAAAUUGAGGGCUAUCGAGUUGGUGUUAACUUGGAGUUUUACAAUUCCCCAUACAAUGAGUAUCUGGCAAAGCUGGUUUUAAAGCCUUUAGCCCCUGAUCGGAGAUGGAAGUUCAUAUACGAGCCUUUGCAUCAUGAAGUGCGCCUUCUUUCCAAGAAAAUCCCAGUGACAAAAUUUCUGAAUCUUCAGGUUGGAGUAGGCCAUAGCUUUCAGUUGCAUGCAACUGGUUGGAAAUGGAAGCUCACUACUUGUUUCGGCGGAGAUGGUGUUUCCAGCAUCCGGAAUAAAACAUCACUUGGAUUAUGUCCUGGUGUGGAUUUCCGUUUUGGAUGGAAAGCAGAUUAUGUUCUUCCAGAAGUUACUGGGGCUUUAGGUACUGGUGAACCACUGUUCAAUAUGAAUUCUGGACGACUACAAGCGUCGUUGGAUAGAGUGGAGGCCAUCUUUAGCCAAUAAACACAAUUAGUACUUGGUAUAAUUCCUACCUAUGCCUACUAAUCAAAUUUGGAUGUCGCUCAAUCUCCCUUUUGUACCUUCAAAUCAAUCUUCUUUGAUCGUAAAUUUAUCUGUGCACUAUGAUAUGGGGAUUGGACUGUGGAGCUGACCGAUCUUACUUGAGCGUAAACUCUCCAUUUGCCGAGGAAAUCAUGAAUCACCUUGAGAUCUCAUUUAUGGACAUAUAGAGACCUCAAGGGACUUCAUCAUUCAUCAACUAAGUGGGAAGUUAUUUUCUUUUUGGUUAACCUCUCAUGUCAAGUCAUCAAAAUUUUCCAUUUUAAUUUUGUUUCUGUGAGUAUUAUGCAACUUUUAUGUUCUUUCUUUGUAAGCAACACAUUUCUGAUGUCAUUUCUUGCUUUGUACAUUUUUGGGAGAUGGGGGCUGGAAAGUUUAAGGGAGGAGAGCUAAACACAAAUGUGUUCUGGAUUUUGACAUACUGUUGAAUUUCUUGUUAAGAGUUGGCAAGGGGAAGAGUCUCCUUUUUACACUGAGAAUCCUUUAA
Molecule: messenger RNA, 1272 nt
Organism: Nicotiana tabacum (common tobacco)
Lineage: Eukaryota; Viridiplantae; Streptophyta; Magnoliopsida; Solanales; Solanaceae
Source: RefSeq, a predicted model, not a curated record